CUUAAUAACUGUUCACUGCGAACCUUGCCAAUGAGUCAAAGAACAUACAGGCUCAAGCCGCAAGCGGGAGCUCGCAAUAUCAGAUUGCGAGGAGCUAAGAAUGCCACGGGUCGUACACGCAAGGACCACUUCAAACCCCAGCCGAACGUCAUCACUGGCGGGGGCAAGUGGUUUCCGGGAUGGGCGUUCGCCGGAGGAUUAGGGCUGAGUAUGGCUUCCUGUUUUUCUUUUUCCUCGCUUUGACGACUCCCAAUGAGUCUUCGUCUACUUGCGUCCAGCGCCACAAGCUCGACGGUUUCAAUCUGUGGUUCAUUUUUGACGUUGACGCUCAUUCGAAGCCCUAUGAUCUACUAGUCUCCCCGCCAGACCAAUCGCAGGAAGACAGUCGUUCCUUAAUGAUCUACCAUCGUGAUGCGAGCGUUUGUUGGGCGAUCUCGUCCUAUUCAGGAUCGUCGAUGCAUCGUCAUGGAUCGUUGGAUCAACCGUUCGAAUCCACGGCAAGUCCUAAAUAACCUGCCAGGUACCAUUGAUGUCUAUCCCGUCUGAGAGCACGAAAUUUUGUAGGUAUGCAUCCCCAUUCACUGAUCUACAACUUCCGGCGGCACGUAGUACCCACUUUCAAAUCGAUGCAUCUAUCAUACAUCAUUAGUAAGGAAUACCAAGGUCCUCAGCGUCAUCGGUGACUAAACAAAGUGUCGACUCUUAUGCG
Molecule: messenger RNA, 709 nt
Organism: Suillus paluster
Lineage: Eukaryota; Fungi; Basidiomycota; Agaricomycetes; Boletales; Suillaceae
Exons: 1
Coding region: 180-512 (110 amino acids)
Source: RefSeq, a predicted model, not a curated record